CGAGAAGCGCAUCACCAUGUCGGAGAAGGGGAAGAAGGACGAGCUCACUUGGAUGCACGUAAUUGUGCGUGUUUUCCUAAACUCAACGACACAUCCUAUUGAAUAUGCAAAAGUUCUCAUCCAGCUUGGCCAUGAAUCUGGAGCCUUACAAGUCGAGAACAGUGUUUGGCCGGGAAGCGUUAUAUUAUCCGAGUGUUUUCGGAUACAUUGCGCACACAAGAAGCGAGACGGGUUCCUUGGCUGCUACAGGGGCCUGACCCCAAAGCUGGCAGCAAACAUUGUUAGCGGAGUGGCCUUCCAGAGAGUCACCGAGAAUAUCCAAUUUAAGGAGCUGGAUGGUGAAGUAAAUAUUGAAGAACUGAACAUGAAGCAGCGCACACAGAGGUUCCUCCAGAACACUGCAAGGGAAUCAGCUGGUCGUGCUGCUGCCAUACUUGUGUCACAGCCUUUCCACGUCAUUGCAGUACGCAGCAUGGCAGAGUUUGUGGGCGAGGACGGCCAAUAUGUAGGAGUGUUCACCUCAGUGGGCGUGAUCUACAGAGAGCAGGGCGUAAAGGGCUUUUUCUGUGGAUUGAUACCUCGCCUGCUGUGUGAUCUGGCAGCACUCUGGCUGGGUAAAACGCUUGCCCAUGUCAUCAACAACUACCUCGUGGAAGACAAGGACCUCAAGCAAUAUGUGUCGGCGUCGAUGAAUUUUCUUGCCUCUGCCCUUACCUACCCUCUCCAGGUGGUGUCGAACUGCAUGGCUGUCAGUGGCUCGGGGCUUGUAGCUGGCUCCCCCCCUAACAUGCCCAUAUAUGAUGGCUGGAUUGAUUGCUACCGCCACCUCAAACAAAUCCGUGGGCUGAAGCGCGGAUCGUCCAUGCUGUGGCGAGCCUACACUGGCCCCACUAUCAUGCUCGGAGGAAGCCCAGCCAUUGCCACAAAUAGCAUGUUUGUCGCUCCAGCCUCUUCCUAGUUCAGUCAUGAAGAGGAGAGAGAGAGAAAAAGAGAGGAUGAAGAGAGGUUUAUGCAUAAAUAAAUAGGUGAAUAGAUAUAAA
Molecule: messenger RNA, 1040 nt
Organism: Penaeus vannamei (Pacific white shrimp)
Lineage: Eukaryota; Metazoa; Arthropoda; Malacostraca; Decapoda; Penaeidae
Gene: Mtch
Product: Mitochondrial carrier homolog 1
Source: RefSeq, a predicted model, not a curated record